This is a messenger RNA of Rubroshorea leprosula, 3266 nucleotides long. The record is from the annotation of a GenBank genome assembly. Lineage: Eukaryota; Viridiplantae; Streptophyta; Magnoliopsida; Malvales; Dipterocarpaceae.
AAACCAAACAAGCUCUUCUCUUUCGCUGACGAUCUCUCCAGUGCUCUCACUGCGUAAUUAAUUUCUCUUUUCUGUUCUCCCAACUUUCAACCUCUUCUGCUUUUAAUUCUUCCUUCCUUCCUUCCACAGAUCUCUCAUUCUGUCUAGUUCCCACUCGUUUUCUGUUUGAAGUCUUUGGGGGAUCAAGUUGCGGAUUUUGGUGAAGAGAGAGGUUGGAGGAGUUCGAGAAUGGCUGCGAUAUCGCAGUCUCAUGUUGCAAUCUUUGGAACUUCAGUCUCGGAUCUUUUUGGGAGCUCGAGUGAUGGAGUUAGUGGAAUCCCUCUGAAAACCCUAGGCAGGGCAAGAUUCUGUCAGAAGAGGAGGGAUUUCAGUGUAACUGCUAUGCUUAGGAAGGUGAAGAAGCAUGAGUAUCCUUGGCCAAGAGAUCCAGAUCCCAAUGUUAAGGGUGGACCACUAAUUCAUCUUUCUCCUUUCAAACCAUUGAAAGAGAAGCCGAAGCCUGUUACUUUAGAUUUCGAAAAGCCACUCGUUGAGAUAGAGAAGAGGAUUCUUGAUGUGCGGAAGAUGGCAGAGAAAACUGGUUUGGAUUUCACUGAUCAGCUUCUCUCAUUGGAGAAGAAAUACCAAGAGGCUCGAAAGGACCUAUACACACAUUUGGCCCCUAUACAACGUCUGAGCAUUGCCCGGCAUCCUAACAGACCUACAUUCCUUGAUCAUAUGUUUAGCAUUACUGAUAGGUUUGUGGAACUUCACGGAGAUCGAGCCGGUUAUGAUGAUCCAGCAAUUGUUACUGGUAUAGGAACCAUAGAUGGUAGAAAUUACAUGUUCAUGGGUCACCAGAAGGGUAGAAACACAAAAGAGAACAUUCAACGCAACUUUGGGAUGCCUACUCCCCAUGGCUAUAGGAAGGCUUUACGCAUGAUGUAUUAUGCUGAUCACCAUGGAUUCCCAAUAGUUACUUUCAUUGACACUCCUGGGGCAUUUGCAGACCUUAGAUGUGAGGAGCUAGGCCAAGGUGAAGCUAUUGCUAACAAUUUGAGGACCAUGUUUGGUCUUAAGGUACCAGUCAUUUCCAUUGUUAUUGGUGAAGGUGGCUCUGGUGGUGCACUGGCCAUUGGCUGUGCUAACAAGUUGUUGAUGAUGGAAAACGCAGUUUUUUUUGUGGCCAGUCCAGAAGCAUGUGCAGCAAUCUUGUAUAAGAGUGCCAAAGAGGCUCCUAAGGCAGCUAAGUUGCUGAAGAUUACUGCUCCAGAGUUGUGCAAGCUGAGAAUUGCAGAUGGAAUCAUCCCUGAGCCACUAGGUGGAGCUCAUCAAGAUCCAGCUUGGACUUCACAACAGAUAAAAUAUGCAAUUAAUAAAACAAUGGAUGACCUGACAAAGAUGGAUACAGAGACGCUACUACAGCAUCGCAUGCGUAAAUUCAGAAAAAUAGGUAAAGUUAAGGAAGGAGUCCCAAUAGAUCCAAUAAAGAAAGUCAAAAUGAAACAGAAAGAAGUAGAUGAUCAUAGACCAUUGAACCUGGAAUUGGAGGGUGAGAUUGAAAAGCUAAAGAAACAAAUUUUGAAAGCUAAUGAGUCUUCUACAAAGCCUCCACAGUUGGCCCUGGCUCAGAUGAUAGAGAAACUGAAAAAGGAGGUUGAUCAUGAAUACGCUGAGGCAGCCAAAGCCAUGGGAUUGAACAAGAAGCUUGAGAUGCUAAGAGAAGAGUUUUUAAAAGUAAAUCCCGAGGGUCAACUGACAGAUCCUGUUUUAAUGGAUAAGAUUGAGAAAUUUAAGAACAAGUUCAACCAGGGCCUGUCAGCGGCACCAAACUAUGCAAGGCUGAAAUAUAAGCUUGACAUGUUGAAGGAGUUUUCUAAGGCCAAGAAUCUCUCAGAUGCUGCUCCACUGAAGCAGGAAGUCAAUAAGAAAUUCAAAGAAUUAAUGGAUAGGCCUGAUAUAAAGGAGAAGAUGGAGGCAUUAAAGGCUGAUGUUCAAAGGUCUGGCACAUCCAGUUUUGGGGAUUUAGAUCAAGGGCUGAAAGAUAGAAUUGUUGGGAUGAAGCAAGAGAUAGAAAAGGAAAUGAUCAAUGCUCUCAAGUCCAUUGGUUUGGAUGCUGAGGUUGUAAGGUCUAAUGCUAAAGCCUUAAGUGAGAAGACUUCACUCUCACUUGUCAGGUCUAAGGUGGAUAAUUUGAAUGUAGAAAUUAACAAGAAGAUUGAAGACGUUGUCAAUUCAUCAGACUUGAAAGAUAUGAUUGAAUCAUUGAAGUUGGAGCUGGCAAAGGCUGCAAAGACUCCUAAUCCAGAGUCAAAAAGUAAGAUUGAGUCUCUAGAACAACAAAUUAAGAAAAGACUUUCACAGGCUUUAAGUUCCCCAGACUUAAAGAGGAAGCACGAAGAUCUGAAGGCAGAAAUUUCUGACGUCGUAGAAUCCUCUGCCAAAUCACCUGAAAAUUUGAAAGACAGUUUGAAGCACGAGGAACCCAGAGUACAGACUAAUGUGGGUGCAAAGAGCAGCUUUGUUUAGUUUCUAAAAGUUGUGUCAUUAAUUAGCUAUAUGAUGGUGUUGUUCAAAGAAUUGGUGGUGUUUUUCAAAGAGUUAGAACUGAAUCAAGGUCUUUCUAAUGGAUGAUGCUUCAACCUCUCAAGCCUUGGCAUUCGCAUCGAAGCAUCCAUUGUCAUCUCCGUGCCAGAUGGACAAGGUUUUGCAUCUGUUGAGACAUUAGUUGCAGAAUCAUUCCCCUUUUUUGCAAGCUGGAACAUACAAUUUCGAAUCAGACACGAAAAGUUAUCAGUUCCCAUGCUGCCUUUUCUUUUUCUGUUUUAUUUAUUGCCAGAAUGUAUUUCUUUAUCGAAACUUCCUUUUUUUCUGAUAAACACAUAUUAGAACACUUCAUAUAUCCUGCUGCAGUCUGCCGGUGCCAGGGAAAGCUAAUGACAUGCUCCCAGUUAUCAGGAAUAAAACAAACUUUUCUGUUCCUUCUUUUUUCCCUUUCAAUGUCCUGAUUGAUUGUUUAAAUUGUUGUCUUAUUCUAUUUCUUUUUUACUCAAGUUACAGAAUUUGGUGAUGAAGUGCUGUUGCUUCUUUUAAAAUGAUUCAAAAAUAUAGUUACUCUUUGAUGUUUAUACAAAAUAGAAAUGGAACAACGAACUAAAGUGAGAAAUUCAUUCGAAUAAGUCUCUUGAAUGAUGGGAUGGACCAUUCCUCCCUCUUUUUUUUUUCUUUUCAUUUUUUUAAUUUGAAACUAGAUACGAUGCAUUUCUUAAUAGAAAUUGAUUUGCUUC